Messenger RNA from Salvia hispanica, 1440 nucleotides. RefSeq lists its product as uncharacterized. Lineage: Eukaryota; Viridiplantae; Streptophyta; Magnoliopsida; Lamiales; Lamiaceae. The record is from RefSeq and is a predicted model, not a curated record.
AUGGAAGCUUCAACGAGUGAUGAAUACAAUGAUUUUGCUAAAACACUUGAAGAUGAGCUGAUGAUGUUGGACGAGGAGGAUCACGGUGCAUACUUUAAUGACGAAGGAAGUCAGGAUAUGCACAACGAAUGUUCGGGUUCUGGUGGGGUUGAGUUAGAUCACUCGGAUGGCUCGGAUAGCUCCUUUGAUGGCUCGGAUUGUGAUGAUGUUGAAUCUAAAUUCCCCAACUCGUUCACCAAGAGGAGGAAGUUAACAUCUCAUUGGAGAGCAUUUAUCCACCCUCUUAUGUGGCGUUGCAAAUGGGUCGAGUUGCAAAUCAAGAAGCUGGAUGCCCAAUCCCGAGCAUAUGCCCACAACAAGGCUCCAAGUGAUCAGACCUUGCCGCGGAAGAGAAGACGAAGAAGGGAAGCAACAAACAACGUAGAAGCCUAUAUGUCUCGCCACAACCUCUUCUCUGACUAUGAACAUAAGAAGCAUAACCAACAGAUUUCUCACAAUGUGGUGAAUAAUUCUGGUACGUGUGAAGAAAGCAAGAGCAAUAGUGAGUUGGGGAACGACGAGGCUAGAGAUUGCAACAAGGAUCACGAAGACAUUCUUGAAAGGCUUGAAGGUCUGCAAAGGCGAGCACAUAAGCUGAGGAGUCUAGUUGAAGAGGAAAAGGAUGAUUAUUUUAGCUCAGUUAUUUGGCCAGAUGGUACAUUGGACUCGCCUUUGCCUCCGAAACCAAAAUCAACGUACCACCGGAUGCCAGUGGGGACUCACCUAGCAUCUCAGCUUCUAGCAGAUUAUAACUUGGGUGGCGUGCUUUUACCCGAGAGCGCCCACCCUGGCCCUCUGCCAAAACAAACAAGACAUCACCCUCCUUCUACUACACAUGCUUAUCAAAAUGAAGACGAAGACGGAGAUGAUGAUGAUGUUUUGAUUGACAAUCAAAGGGUGAGAGAUGAGCUGCCUUAUUUUGAGAAAGGGAUCAUGGUGGUGAAUCACGAGGCCUUGGCUAGCAAAAGUCGCGCAGAGCCACAAGAUCGUUCAACUACAAAGGCUACUAAGACUAAUACGCGGUGCAAGAACAAGACAUGGAAAUGAUCUUGAUGAGUAUGGAAACAAGUCCAUAUAUGUGGAUAUGAAUUUUUGCUUUAUUUGUACAUUCUUCCAUUGGCUAUUAUUAUUGCAUAGGUCCCAAGUUGCAGAGAGUCGAGAUUUCCUUGGCAUGAUCGAUCCCUUUGUGUGUGGUGUGGUGUGCUACACAUAAUUGGGAAAAUAUUCAUCUGUUAAAUUCAACCCAACCGUAGGUGGAGAGGCACUGCUGCGUUGCAGGGCAUGCACCUGCGACGUGAAUCUGCUUGCGCGCGUCUCAGCCUGCGCUCACACACGCGCGCGUGCCGGCUCGGAAGGACGCACCGGGCAGGUACAUAACGCUUUUCCUUUCGUUUUUUUCUU